Oikopleura dioica is the source of this 435-nucleotide messenger RNA. Lineage: Eukaryota; Metazoa; Chordata; Appendicularia; Copelata; Oikopleuridae. The record is from the annotation of a GenBank genome assembly.
AUGCCUAGUGCGAUCAACCCGUUGAGCUCGAUUGGCUCCGAUCCUCUCUACGACGCUCCACCAGCAACGCCGGUCUACCACGCUGACGACGAGGCCGCUCCCCUCUCCCACGUGAGCGCUAACCACGGCGGCAUGAACUCGCCGACGAACGUCUCCUUCGACAGCGGCGCCAGCUCGCCCAACAGCCGCGCUUCUUCGGAGCACCGCGACUCGAUCUGCAAAAUCUCCUCCGAAGACCUUUUGAACUUCCAGGCUUCGGCCGAGGCGCAGGCCUUGAUGCUCCAGUCGCUCAACAGCCUCCAGCCCCAGGACAUCCAGGAGCGCAUCCAAGCAAUGGGCUCCCUCUUCGGCCUCGACUCCGACCCAUUCGCCAUCAAUUUGAAGCACAUCUCGUCGCUUAGCGGACUCGGCUCCGGCUCCCCCGUCUCUUGCUGA